AAAAAAACUAGAACAUCUUAACCAUGUGAUUUUAAACGCAUUCUCCUUUACACGUUGUUUGUUCUUGGUUAACGCUUGUGUUUUGCCAGGGUUAAAGUAUAGCAUAAAAUGAACAGUGAAACGUGCUUUUAGCUUGGUUUAUGUUCUAAACAACAUGCAUAACCAAUUUCUGCUAUGGAUGUGUGUUACAACCAAAUACGUUGUUUCAGCGUUGUCUUUGCAAAGGGCUGAGGGCAGGAAGUCAAGAGAUGCUGAUGUCAAAUGUCAAAUACCGGCUUGAAUAGAUGCAUUCCCAUGGGGAAAACAGUCUUUCCUUUUAGUGCUUUUGUCUAUCUGUGAAACUCGAUAGCUAUUUCCAAUGAAAAUAAAUCCCUGUUUGCUUAAUUCAUUGUAUAAUAAACUAUCAUUUAAACAGGCUUCAUGCGAGUAUUUUUCUGAAAUCAGUGAAGUUAUUUGAAAACAGGGACGAAAACAAAACUCCAAUCUUCUGUAAACACGUUUUAUGAUCCCAGUUUAAUUCAGUGCUUUAUUUUAUUUAUUUUUAUUUAUUUAUUUAUUUAUUUUUACAUAAAUAAUAGCUAACAAAACAUUUCUUAAAUAGCGUUCUGUGAAUAGGACACAUAGCAAGACAGGGUCUAUUUGAAGUCGGGGUCCCUUCCUUUACAAGAGUCCCAUGUUUCCUCACUUAAAUGAAAUUUUGUUUUUAUCUCUCAGCCACACCCUUACUCCAAAUCUUGUCAUUUCCUCUCUGCGUGGAAUUGUGAUGAUAUCAGGUCUUUCCUAUUUCCGGAUCCCGGAAUAAUGGACAGCAGAAUGAUUUGGGAUUUAGAGGUUACCAGUGUCAACAUUGUUUAAAAUGCAGCAGAUUGAAGCUGAGGGAACACAAAGCCACUUUGUGGCUUGGAACUUGGUUUCAGGAGACUAGGUUUCAGGCCACAGCACGGCACACCAGGGGAGACUUGAGGUUUGAUGCGGCAAAGUUUCCACAAGUUAGGUCUCCCGGUAUCAUGGAACUAGGUUUUAAGACAAAUGUUCCUGUAAAAGUGGCUUUGUGUUCCCUCAGCUUAAGAUUUACUCUAUCCCAUUAUAUUUGAAUAUAUGUCACAAGGUGUAUUUAGAAAUGAAACACAUACACAUGAUCUUGAGGUGUGCUAAUAGAUUUGCACACUACUGUACAUCUGUCACUGCUGUUGCACUGGGAUUUCCUGUCUACAUUAUAUUCAAAUCCUGCUUUUUUUAUGAGCAUCUUUGUAGGUUUUUUUUUCUUUCGGCUGCAUUACAAUGUAAACUGCUGUGGCUGAUCAGAAAAACCCUAACAAUGCCCAAUGAUAUGCUUUUUUGAAGACGUGUUAUUUAAAACGCAGGCACCACUUAGUUUCCCCUCCUGUGAUCAAAGCAGUGAAACUAAUGACUUGUUUGCAUACAUCCACAGAUUCCCAUGGAGAGGGCCCAUCUUUCUUAUCGGAUAAGAGUGGGUUGGGAUCCCAGUCCUAUUCUGAUCUGUACUGUGGCUUUACCAAGGAUCUGCACCUAUACGACUCAAAAGUUUCUCUGAAUGAUGCUUCUUUGUUUGACCUGGAUACCUACUCAGAUCCCUCGUACUGGACACAAUAUGGAGCUGGAGUAAAAAGUUUAGACCUCAAUCAGAGUUACCAGGAGCCUGACUUCCUGAACCAAGCCUACCAGACCUUGCUUCCUGUGGGCCAGAGCGUGAUGCAGAGAGAGUACAACUUACCACCUUCUGUGGGCCAGCCUUCUCAUGGAAUUGGACAGGGGUGUAGCCAGUACCUUCCCCUACAGCAGGAGACUCAGCUCGGCAGAAACAGCAGCAUGGACCGGGAAGAUUUAGGCUGUGCAGGGGAGCGGGAUUACUCACAUUGCAGAAUGGUUUUCAAACAAGAAGAUAACCAGUCCUGGAACGAUUACCUCUCACCUGAACACUGCCACCCACAGGCAGACUAUGGCAUAGCACCUCCUGCAGCGGCACAGCUCUGCCACCGUGUGGCUAAACAUGAAACAACAGGGUUCUCCAUGCAGAGGCACUGCCCUGAGUCCCGGGCGAUGGGAGUGACAGCAUAUACAGGUUCUGGACCCAUUCAUCUCUGGCAGUACCUGUUAGAGCUCCUACUGGAUGAGUCCUGUCAGCCUUUCAUCAGCUGGACUGGAGACGGCUGGGAAUUCAAACUAUCAGACCCAGGCGAGGUUGCCAAGCGCUGGGGGAAAUGCAAGAACAAGCCGAAGAUGAACUACGAGAAGAUGAGCCGGGGAAUGAGGUACUACUACCACAAAAACAUCAUCCACAAAACUGGAGGCAAGCGGUACGUCUACAGAUUCGUCUGUGACGUGCAAAGCAUGCUGGGGAAGUCUGCAGAGGAACUGCACGCCAGUCUGAACGUGAGAAGCAAACUGUCCUCCAGUCCUCAGCACUAGUGACACUGUGAAGACAAGAGGAUACUGCAUCCUGAUAUCACUGAGAGAGGAUCGGAUUUUCAGGACUGAAUAAAUUCGUUGAUUGUGUGGUUAUAGCACCCCCUGCUGGUCAGACUGUUUUGGUUCACAUGGAUUGAUAACAAAAGGUCAGCAAGGCAUCUUCUGUUUCUGUAAACCAGUGGCUGCCAAAGCUAUCUCUUCCACAUCUGGUAGUUGUUCCAGCUCUGUUCUAAAUGGUUCAGUUGAACCAAUUAAACCUCCAUUCAAACCUUGAAGCUGUGCAUUAUUUCAUUUUACCUGUUAAACAAACUGGAAUGGAAUGAUCUUCAGAACCAUGGUUGGUCACCCCUGUUUUAAAUGGACCGAACCCUUAAAGGACCAGUUUCGUUUUUUCUUUUUUUUUUUUUUUUUUUUUUUUUUUUUACUAGAUCUCUCAAGGACUUCAAUCAAUAAAUAUAAAAACAAAAUUUAAAAAAAAAAAAAAAAAAAACACCAAAUUUUUAUAGUGUAGGGAAUGUAGUCAUUGCUUGAAGGACCCAAGAAACUGAUUCAGAUAUGCCCAGACAAGACAGCAAACAUUCCCAGCCUGAAUUGUUUCACACCAGAAGGAAGUAACACAUGGGGCUCAAAGCAGAUAAGACACUGUAUUGGUUCUGCACCUAUGCUACUUCUAUUCCAUAAUGAAUUUUAAUGAGUGACAAUCAUUCUUAAAGCAUUGUGGAGCAGCAUGCGCUCCACAGAAAAGUGCCUCAAUCUUUAAACUUUUUCACUUUUGCAUACAGAGGAUUUUACAACAAUGCAACACUUAAGAAAAUUAGAAAAUAUACGAACGAGAGAAGGUCCAUCUAAGCUUGUCCAGUUCCUAGCAGCUGAUUGAUCUCAGAACUUUAUCAAGUUGGGUCUUAAAAGUUCCAAACUGAUUCUGCCUCAGCAAUAUGACUGGGUAGCCCAUUCCAUACCCUCACCACUCUCUGUGUGAAGAAGCAUCUCCUUCCCUCUGUCCUAUGUCUAUCUUUACCUAAUUAACAAUUGUGUCCUGGUUUCUCUACUGCGUUUAAACUAUUUGGUAUAGGCUAAAAAAAUUCAGAUCAUUUAGCCUUAAAAUAAGAAAUAUUGUUUUAUAUUACUUAAUUGUUUUUUAUAUUUCGAGUCCUGUUGCUCUAAAAUUAAAAAUUAAAAUUGAGUUGCUAGAAUUUAGUUUCUAAAUUUGCCUUUACCUGGGUUUGAGCUUGAGAAUCCUAAAUGCCGGCACAAAACAGCCUUCUUUAUUGCAAUCAAAUAAUAUGACAUUGGCUAUGUUUAUAAGAACUUUCUCUGCCAUCAAUGCACUAUUGCCUAAUUAAUUUUUUAUGAAGUGGAUGAUGUAAAUUGUUAUGACCAGGCUGUGUUGACUUACAGCAUUCUGGAACAUUCACUAUGGAAGGGAGAGAGCAAAAAAAUCCUUAAAUGUACUGGAACCGCGACAAGAACACAAAGAAAUCUAAUUCUCAAAUCCUUGACUUGUCUUAAAAGCGCAUUUAAAAAUGUUUAGUGAUUUAAUGAAUACGUAUUUCACAUCCUGUUGCAGUUUUAAUAAUGUUUAUUUUAUAAAUGUUUGUUUGGCAAUACAAAAAAACUUUAAUUUAACAACUAAAAAUGUGCUGAUCUUGGAUGCUUUAUUGUCGGUGGGGUCUAACUAGAGUAUUGUAUAAUCAUAUCACAAACUCCUGAGGUCUGCAUGUCACACUGUUUGUAAUACAGCCUUACGUUCUAUUUGCUUUUUCAAUUGCCUCACCUCAUUGGCAAGAUAUUUUUAUUGAUGACUCCACUAUAACUCCAAGAUCCCUUUCAAAGUCCUUAA
Molecule: messenger RNA, 4270 nt
Organism: Polyodon spathula (Mississippi paddlefish)
Lineage: Eukaryota; Metazoa; Chordata; Actinopteri; Acipenseriformes; Polyodontidae
Product: protein c-ets-1-B-like
Exons: 6
Coding region: 1408-2430 (340 amino acids)
Biological process (GO): regulation of transcription by RNA polymerase II; cell differentiation
Cellular component (GO): nucleus
Molecular function (GO): sequence-specific DNA binding; DNA-binding transcription factor activity, RNA polymerase II-specific
Source: RefSeq, a predicted model, not a curated record